CUGGUGUGGACAUGUCCGCCAUGUUUUCCACGGAGAAACGGCCCCAACGUCCCGUUAAACCCGUACACUGAUGAGUCCUUCCGCCGGUUACCGGAGCAGCGGACACCGAUGAGCUCUACUGCGGUGGACAAAGUCGCGUCCGGGGCGGAUUCACGCCGGUAUUGGUGCAGUUGUGUGGCGGAUUGUCGCUAAUUUGGCGCAAACAAUGAGUAAACUCUCGUUCCGGGCGCGAGCGCUAGACGCCGCCAAACCGCUCCCGGUUUACCACAACAGGGACCUGCCGGACCUGACCGACUGCGUGUCCAUUAACCGGGCCGUCCCGCAGAUGCCGACCGGGAUGGAGAAAGAGGAAGAGCUGGAGCACCAUCUGCAGAGGGCCAUCUCAGCCCAGCAGGUGUUCAGGGAGAAGAAGGAGAACAUGGUGAUCCCUGUACCUGAAGCAGAGAGUAACACCACCUACUAUGACCGUUUGUACAAAGGAGAGGUCAAAGCUCCGAAACAGCUCAUCCACAUACAGCCUCUGGGUCUGGACCUGGAGCAGCCAGACUACGACAUGGACUCCGAGGAUGAGACACUGCUCAACAGACUGAACAGAAAGAUGGAGAUCAAACCUCUGCAGUUUGAGACCAUGGUGGAUCGACUGGAGAAGGCCAGCACACACCAGCUGGUGUCUCUGUCAGAGGCGAAGCUGCUGCUGAACGAGGAUGACUACUUGCUGAAGUCAGUGUAUGAUUACUGGGUGAGGAAGAGGAAGAACUGUCGAGGUCCGUCACUGAUUCCUCACAUCAAACAGGAGAAAAGAGACGGAUCCACUAACAACGACGCCUACGUGGCCUUCAGACGGAGAACCGAGAAGAUGCAGACCAGAAAGAACCGUAAGAACGACGAGGCGUCAUACGAGAAGAUGCUGAGACUGAGGCGGGAGUUCAGUCGGACUGUCACCAUCCUGGAGAUGAUCAAGAGGAGAGAAAAGUCCAAGAGGGAACUGCUGCAUCUCACCCUGGAGGUGGUGGAAAGGAGGUAUCAGAUGGGAGAUUUCAGUGGAGAUACUCUCAGAGAGGUAUCACUCCCUCUAGUGGAGAAACCAGUGUACAGCACUCCAGUUACUCUGAUCAACGGCAGCAGACCCAAAACAGACAUCAAGAUCAAGAUGCAGAAGAAGCAGGUCUCUGUCAGAGAUGAGCUUCCCUUUGACCUGAUCAGACCAAAGAAGAAGAACAUCCGACGGGACAGAUUGUAUCCUCCACAGCGACGUCCCGGUCGACCCCCCGGGCCCUUCACCGUCAACAAGGCCGACAUUAAACAGUACGACUUCCACAGCUCUGGAGAAGAGGACAGUCCACCGCCACCGCUGUCUCCUCCAUCUUCACCUGACGAGGAGAAUAAUGCUGAUGGAGUUUUUGUCUUCAGGAGGAAAGCUGGAUGUCAAUAUCUCUCUCCUUGCACGGAGCAGAUUAGUGGAGAUGAUCAACCAGAUCUCCUCCCUCAGUGUCUCCGGCACUGUCUGACCGAACUGACUCGGCCUCCUCGUUGGACGGGCCUGAGCCGCCGCAGGAUAGGACGAGGAGGCAGGAUAAUCCUGGACCGAGCCUCCUCACAUCUUGAUCCAGUACUGAGGGAGAUGGACUCUUCAAUGCAAUCAGUCUGCGGGACCAGGACCAGUGCCUGCCCCCUCAAUGACCCAGUAACACUGGAGCACGACCCUUCCCUGACCUCGAGAACCACGACCCCCAGCCUGACUAAAAUCCUGAACAACAUCCAGACCCUGAGGAGGUUCUUCUACAGACCCAAACCGCUUCAGGAUCAGAGGGAGGGGGGCAGAGGGACCGCAUGGUCCUCUGUGGAGGACAACAGGCUCACCUCUUGUCUGUCACCUGACAGCACCACUGGUUCAGCAGGAGGCAUCACAGAGGAGCAGUACCACAACCAUCAGCAGCAGCUGGUCCAGAUGCAGAAAGAACAGCUGGAGCAGCUGCAGCUCCAGAACAACACUGUUGUAUACGGACACACAGCACUGCACCAAACACAGUCCACCAGGUUCAGUGAGUCCAGUUCGAAAACUCUGGAUUCAGCUAGCGCUCAGUUUGCAGCCUCCGCUGUGGUCAGCGCUCCUCCUCCACCUCACGGUCACAUCAACAGUGAGAAUAAACCCUACAAGACCAGCGUCAAUGGAGUCCACCACCCUUCAGGUCCCUCCAGGCCUCCAUACUCUUCCUCCUCAUCUCUCAGCUGGUCUGGGCUUUCAACAAGGGGGUCACUCCCCCCCUCCUCCUCCUCAUCAUCUUCCCCUCAGUCCCUCCCCAACCAGAGGAGCCAGGUGGGCGCCGUAUCCCCCGCCCAACCCCACACUGCUCGACCCUCAGCCCCCCCAACGUCUGCCUUAAAGCUCGCCUCCGUCGCCGCCAGCCUCGACCGAGUGCCCAAAGUCUCAACCGCCAGAGACUCUCACGAGCCGGAGAGACUGCUGAACGGACUGUCAGAGACCACGCUGCCCAUGGAGGUCACAUAACAUCACAUGCCAUCAAGCCCUGCUCCUCCUCCCCACCCCCUCCUCUUCCCAUCACUCCCUGCUCCUCCUCACCACCCCCUCCAUUUCCCAUCACUCCCUGCUCCUCCUCACCACCCCCUCCUCUUC
This is a messenger RNA of Chelmon rostratus (copperband butterflyfish), 2635 nucleotides long. RefSeq names its product enhancer of polycomb homolog 2 (Drosophila) (gene epc2). NCBI's taxonomy places the organism in Eukaryota, Metazoa, Chordata, Actinopteri, Chaetodontiformes, Chaetodontidae. The coding region runs from base 206 to 2509 and encodes 767 amino acids. The record is from RefSeq and is a predicted model, not a curated record. Gene Ontology annotation, cellular component: piccolo histone acetyltransferase complex. The transcript has 14 exons. Gene Ontology annotation, biological process: regulation of transcription by RNA polymerase II.